Molecule: messenger RNA, 2407 nt
Organism: Tetranychus urticae (two-spotted spider mite)
Lineage: Eukaryota; Metazoa; Arthropoda; Arachnida; Trombidiformes; Tetranychidae
Gene: TBC1D23
Product: TBC1 domain family member 23
Biological process (GO): retrograde transport, endosome to Golgi
Cellular component (GO): trans-Golgi network
Source: RefSeq, a predicted model, not a curated record
UUAUAUUUUUAUGUUUAUAUCAUUUGUUUGUCUGUAUGUUAGUUUUUUCAUCACAUUUCUCUUCUUUUGAGGAUGAGAUGAGCUCACCUUUAGCUGCUGUUGGAUGUCGAUGAUUUUGUCUUGUUGUAAAUAAUCGUCAGUUAAAUUUUAAUUCUGAAAUUUAUUAUAUCAACUUUUUUAUACACUCAGUUUUAUCAUGACCAAUUGAGGAUAAAGUCAAAUCAAAUAUUCUUACCACCAUAGUCAAAUGGAAUCAAAUAUAAAUGACGAGACACGAGCUCAAAUCUGGAAGCUCCAUCUUGGAAUAAAAGAUACCAAGCCAAAUUUGAAAGAAUUUUUCGGACUUGAAGAACAGUCUGAGAUAAGGGAAGAUUGUGUUAAACUGGUUGAAGCAUUGGGUAAUCCAGAGGAUGAUAGACUUGCAAUUACUAGCGACUUGGAGACCGUGUUAACAACUUAUGCUGAAACGUAUGGAUACAAAUAUUUCACUGACAACGGGUGGCUUGAAGUGAUUGAACCUUUACUGACUUUAAAGAUUGGCCGAGAUGAUUUAUACAAUUUUUUCGAGAUUAUACACAAAAAGUACAUUCCAAAUAUUUUUACCUAUCCCAAGAAUUCGGAAGAAUCACAUUCUAUUAAUGACCAACCAUUCCAUCUCCUGAGAUUAUUAUUAUUUUACCAUGAUCCCGAGCUGUGCUCGUUUUUAGACACCAAGAAAAUCAAUCCAGAUUCAUAUGCUCUCUCAUGGUUCCGAAGUUUAUUCGCUGCCCAUGUCAAUAUAAAAGCUCUUCUAACCUUAUGGGAUGCUUAUUUACAAGCUUCUAAUCCAUUCCUCAUCUUUUUUUUAUCAUUAGUUAUGCUAGUCAAUGCAAAGGAACAGAUAAUGAGCAUGAAAGAUCAAUCAAAGGAGGCAAUCAUCAAGACACUGAACUCUGUGCCAAGUGCCCUCGAAAUAGACGAUAUCCCAGAUCUCUUUUAUCUUGUAGAAACACAUUACGUGUCUCAAACACCUAGAUGCAUCAGUGAGCUGCACAAAUUAAUUUUCAAUUAUGACUCAGGAAUUGAAUUUUCAAUGGAAUUGACUGAUAUCGCACAGGCUUUGUGUUUACCUAUUCCUGUAUCACAUCUUUUACCCUCGUCUAACAAUUCUGGUGUUAGAUUUUUCAUCGUAGAUUGCCGACCGGCAGAGCAAUAUAAUAACGGACACUUAUCAACUGCUUUUCAUCUUGAUUGUAGUUUGAUGCUUCAAGAACCUUCAGCUUUUAAUACUGCAGUACAAGCUCUAUUAGCAGCACAAAAACAAGCCAUCCUAGCAGGAUCGCUAGCUGGUGGUAAACAUUUAUGUUUUAUGGGAAGUGGUCGUGAUGAAGAAGAUCGUUAUGUUCAUAUGGUUGUUGCAUCUUUUUUACAAAAACACCAUCUUUAUGUCAGUCUAGCUUUUGGCGGCUAUGCAGCUCUCCACCAUUUUGUUUUGCGGAAUAAUUGCUUGGAUAAAUAUUUUACUGAUCAUAACAAGAAACUUUGUUUAUCGUGUCGCAACCCUCAAAGUUUUAUUGGCAAUUCCCCAAUGGGAUCAAGAAGCCUAUCAUCUAGUAACUCUUCGCUUCUUGGUGCAAUAGAUGGUGAAAAUGCUUCCAACACUUCUAUCUUCGAUAGAAUGGCUUCAGUGAUGAAAAACAGAGCUGUUGGUGUUAAGGAAAAGUUAGUUGACUAUAUAAUUAAUCCAAGUGCUGGUGAUGAAAGGCAUGUUAGUGCUACUGAUCGACUCGGAAGGAGAUAUACUGGAGGCUCGAAUAUAUUCAGUCUUUUCGAUGUUGAUAACGGAGAUGGAUUAGUUUCGAAUGAACCAGAAGAUUUUGAAUUCGAUGUAGAGGAAUGGUGUAAAGCGAAUAACGCCUUGAGCUGUUUUAAAUGUGAAGAAAUAACUGACGAAAUCAAAAGAUAUCCAAGUUAUCUAAUUUUGACUGAGACGCAUUUAUACAUAGUACGUGCAAUACCACAAAAUAAAGGGUUUGGUAAAAUCGUUGCAAAAAGACCCCUGGAAAUGAUAGUGCAAAUAACAAGCAGAAGGAGAUUGCCUAAUUUAAUUACAAUCAAAUAUGGCCAGGCAAAUGACGAAUCCAACAGUGAGCCGACAAUCAUGGCUCUUGAUAAAUUGAAUAUACCUGAACCUUAUCCAGUAACUCGACUACUAAAGCAACAAGUAAUCAAAGUUUUAAAUGGCGAAGUCGAAAAUCAUUCUGCAACUGGUCAAGAAAAUAAAAGUUCUGAUCAGUGAAAUCAAAUCUGCUCUUUUUAUGAAUUUAUUACUCAAAAAUUUACCUAAUAACUAAUCUUACUACGUUAAUGUUUUAGGUUUUUUUCUUGACAAACUUGUAACCAAAUAAAAUGUUUAUUUACCCGUAAA